AUGGGAGCCACAGCAGACUUCUCAUUACAACCUGUCCUUGGCCCGAGAAGCUCCUCCUCAGAACUCGAAUUCUCAGGGGAGGAGAUGAAUGAGAAGCAAUGGAUUAUUUCGACUGAGAAUAUGCAUGAAAGGUCCACCAUAGUUGAGGCUCAUGCUAAGUGCAAGAACAUCGUGUCAUGGGUGAAGGAGGACUCUUCAACAGUGGUGGUCCCUGCCCUUGAUCUCAUCAUGUACAGGCAUUUGCCCUGGUCACCAUCAUCAUCUUCAUCAACUUCCUCCUCCUGGUCUUCAGUCGUAAUCAAUGAAGCAGAUCUGGAAGCGGCCUCCGUAUGCCGCAGCGUCAGAUUCAACCUUGGGCCAAGUCAUGGGCCAAGCGAGGUCACCAGCCCUAGAACUGGUGCCAGGACACGGAACCCAACUCCCUUCCCCUCCCUCCUUUCGUCAGAGGAGUCUUUGGGAAAUGAGGAAGAAGAUGACAACCCAAGAAGAUAUUCCUCAGCAUCUGAGAACGGAGAUAGAGAGGAUUGGGACAGACCCCACUCAGACCCCCUGAGGUCUGUGUUCGGACUGUCUCACAACUUUAUCUUCAGUCAGGUUCACAGAGACGCCCGCAGGUCCCUGAGUGAGGUCAUACUGCCAUCCAUCCAGAGGAGACCAAAGAAGAUGAGGCCUAUUAUUCUGUCUGCGGACACCAGGCUGAUCAUGGCCAUUGUGGAGAUCAUCUUCAAGCAGAUCAACGCCAGACUAGCCCAGCUCAUGCUGAUAGGAGGGGCCAGUCAGGGAGCCGAAGCUCCUUCCACCAGCAUCAGCUCACCAAGCAGUCAGUUUGCUGAGCAGUUGCUGCGGACAAUCACAACCACAAUGAAUGGCCAUACUAUGGGACAGAUGGCGCUCACUUGGCUGUCUGGAAAGUCCGCUAAGGAGAUUGAGAGAGAGCUAGGACGACUGGCAGGUCAGGUCAUUGUUGCAACCAUCAGCAGCAUCCAGAGGGUGAAGAGCGACGCUCAGACAGGACAUGAGGUGCGGGUGUCCUACUUCCUGUCAGCGGUGUCGGCCGAGGUGCAGAGUCUGGUGGUCCAGAGAACGGAGACCAGGAUGUCAGGAAGCGACCACCUGCUGAACCUGUCUCGGGCAAAGAUCAACAGGGCCGUCGAGCUGAAAAUGGCUGAAAUGUACGGUAGAUCCCUGUGGGAUUGGUCCCUGACAGAACAGAAUAUCCAGCUAGGUCAUGACAGAAUCACUGCCAUGUCCAAUGAUUUGGUGGAUUUGGUGGUCGAUGAUACCCUGGAUGCCCUUGGUUAUCUAGAGAACCAGGCAUUUUCCAGGUCCCAGAGCGCUGGCUCCCGGACAGGGAUUGAAGGCCUCGACAUUGAUGGUGUGGCAAGGGACAUGGUCCGGAAAGCUGCAGCCAAACUCAAGGCAUCCAUGUCUGAGUUUGAGCUGGAGGGGGGAUCCAGAUACUCACAGGGCAGCAGUGGUCCCUCGAACCACUCACCUCUGUCUCGCUCCCACUCCGACCUGAGGAUGCUCUGUGUCCGGUCAGCAGUGUCAGUCAGAACUGCCCUGCAAGUGAUAAACACAGAGCUUGACAGCAACUCAGACGAGUCCUUUGUUCCAUGCCAGAUGUCUAGAAACCUUCUAGCACGUCUAGUGUUGAGUGUCGAGAGCAUCAGCGAUCUGGAAAUUGGUGAGAUGCUCCAGGGCCCCUCAGCAAUCAUGGAGCCGGAGGCUGUGAGAGAACACCCAGACAUAUCCUCCACUGCCAUCUACCACUCCCUGCUCAUUGAUUGUCCAUUCCCACCAUCAGAGAGGAUUCAGGAAACAAUUAUUCUAAGCCGUCCACUCACUGCACAGGAUGUGACCACACAGGGGGAAAAAGCAGCAUCCUGCUGA
Molecule: messenger RNA, 1893 nt
Organism: Coregonus clupeaformis (lake whitefish)
Lineage: Eukaryota; Metazoa; Chordata; Actinopteri; Salmoniformes; Salmonidae
Exons: 4
Coding region: 1-1893 (630 amino acids)
Source: RefSeq, a predicted model, not a curated record